AUGGACCAAAACAACCCCGACAAGUUGUUGAUGGAGUUGUUUCCAAGUCAGUCGAGUGUGGUCACAACCCCGAGAGGCGACGAUUUCAUCGACACAUCACUUUUGCAUCCAGAGCUGGCCAAAAUGACCCUACCCACAGUGUUGAAUCAGUCCUCAAAAGGCCGACAAAUCAUGCAGAAGGUGGAGGAGGCGGGUGAUGAAGAGAUUGACAGGAAAUUACUUUUGUCCAUGGCAAAUCUACUUCGAGAACCGAUCAUGAAGUUUUGCGAAAAGUGAGUUUUUAAAAUUAAAAAUGGGGGAAAAGUUUGGAAAUAGAUUUUUGGGUCCCACCACGAAAACUUGGCAUCAUGUUUUGAGUGCUGCAAAUAGGUCAGAGGUGUUGUAAAAAUCGUUCUACAAGUACUCACCUCCUCCUUUCACGUAUUUUACAACAAAAAGAACUUUGCGAGGGUCCCGCCACGAAAACCUGACACCUCGGUUUUAAGCUGGAAUUUUGCUUAAAAUGGCCCUGGGGAUAAAAUAAAGUUAUUUUUCGUUUUUGAAAUUGAUUUUUUCACCGAAUUCGAGAUAUUGUUUUGGGUCCCACCACGAAAACCUGACACCUCGGUUUUACGCUAGAAUUUUGCUUAAAAUGGCCCUGGGGAUAUAACAGAGUUUUUUUUCGUUCUUGAAAUUGGGUUUUUUGUCCAAUUCGAGAUAUUGUUUUGGGUCCCACCACGAAAACCUGACACCUUGAUUUUACGCUAGAAUUUUGCUUAAAAUGGCCCUGGGGAUACAAUAGAGUUAUUUUUUCUUCUUAAAAUUGAGUUUUUCAUCAAAUUCAAGAUUCAAGAUAUUGUUUUGGGUCCCACCACGAAAACCUUUCAAGUCAAAUUUUAAGCCGGAAAUGGUAGAAAAUGCUGCUUAUUGUAAUUUUUGGCCAGGAUAAUAUUCCAUAUUCCGUAUUUUACAAUUAAAAUUUCUUUUUACGACAUUUUUUGAAUUCUACCAGGAAAUCUUGGCAUUCUGUUUCAACCUAAUUUUCUCUGAUUUUCUUCCAUUUUAGGCCGGGAUUCCCCACCAGAAAUGAACAGAGAGUGUUUCUGAAGCAUCUGUUCGACCCCUACCCAGCAUUGUCGCUUCAAAUGUUCGUCAGCAACAAGAAACAGCAAAGCGGUCUGCUCGAAAACAGUAUUCGAAAUGCCCGCCGAAGAGCCAAAAGAUCGGACGAGGAGUCGGAUUCAGAGUCCAAAGAAGUUAAAAUCGAACCGACGUCCAGUAAAUCGCCGAGGAAAUUGGUGAAAAAACGAAAAUCGGCGGAGAAAACGGAAAUCCCGGCGAAUUUGGUCGAAGCGCUAACAAAAUUGGCGGAAAAAUUGCCGAAAAAUGUCGCCAAAAGUCUGAAAUUGAACGCUGAAUCGACUGCAGAGCCUGGAAUUUCAAUGGACUGGGCCAAAAAGCUGGGUUUGGCCGCUAAACUCGCUGAAGAGCUGAAAAAUGCGGAAAAAUCGCGAAAAUCGAUCAAAAUUGAGAAAGAAAAUGAUGAUGAGGAAGGGAAAAUGGACGAAAAAGAAAGUCAAACAUCAGUAGAAGCUGAGACAGAAGAAAAUUUGCCUUUGGCCGCGGAAAAAUUGAAGAAUUCGGCCGAAAAUCAUGAAAAUACCUCGACUUUAGCUGAAAAAUCGUUGAAACGUCCCGAAAAAUCGAAGAAAAUUGAGGUAGAAGUUGAAUUAGAAGAUGAAGAAGACCAUGAGCUACAAAUUGAUACCACAAAUGAAGAGAUUUCAUCAGAAAAAUUGGAGGAAAUACCCAAUAUUUCCGCAGGAUUAGCGGAAAUUUUGGGUUUAGCCGAAAAACACUUGGCCAGAGACAAGGAAAUGCUUCAAAAGGAUGGUAUAAAUGAUAAUGAGGCCAUUGAAGAUCAUGGUGAACCUGUUUCGCCCAAGAAAAUCCGGUUGGACAGUCCAGAAAUGACGUCCGAAGCAAGUGUAAUAUCCAAAAAUAGCGAAUUAUUGGCAAAAUUCGCUGAGCUUUGUUCCAAAACUUCUCCAAAUACGUCUGAUGGAAAAUUGGAGCUUUCGGAGGAGCUGGAGACCCCAAGCAAGAAGAAUGUUAAAUUGUCGCAGGAACUUUUGGAUGUUACAAUUGAAUCUCUGCUGGAAAAGACUCCGUCCGGCCUGGCAGUCCUGGGCAGGCUCAGAGGAGAGAAUGAACUGCAACGACCUGAUUAUUUAUACAUGGCCAACAUGAUCCGGGAGCCUAUUAUGAAAUUGUGCGAAAGGUACGGUUUGGCGGGAAAUUUGAAUUUGAAUUUUUGAAAAGUAAUUGGUGCUGUUGAUUUGGAGGAGAAAAGUGGACUUUUUUAUAGAUUUUAGAGUGUUUCUAACUUGAAUUUUAAUUUUUUGAAAGAAACCACACUGGGGGCUACCGUAUUUUACAUUUUCUGACCUUGAGGGAAACACUUGACCCAAAAUUUUAAAAUUGAAGAAUUUGGCCGUAAAUUAAGACAAUUGAGAGUAAAUUCAGCUCGAAUUAUCCAGAAAUGCAUUUUAAUCCGCCCACAAACCGCUAAUUUUUACAAAAUUACCGUUCGAAAAAAGCGCUUGUCCACUUUUGAGUCAACUGUUUCUCUCGUCCAGAAAAGUUUUUUCUCUGUUUCGAAAAUUUACAACUAAAGUUUCAGACCGAGCUACCCAUCUCGCUACGAACAACGGGCAUUCUUGGAGCACAUUUUCCGCGACUUCCCUCAGGUGGAUAUCCCGGUUUUUGUGGGCAACCGAAAACAGACCCUGGGAUGCCUCGAAAACAGCAUCCGAAAUGGCCGCCGAUCCAAGAAAAUGAAAGAGCACGUCAAAGAGGCCGUGGAAGUUCCGAAAGAGCCGGUUGAAGAAGUUACGGAGGUUGAGAAAUUGACCAAAAUGUUGUUCAAAGAGGAGAAGAAGGAGAAGGUGAGGAUUUUUGAUUUUUCUCUUGGUUUUAGAUGUAGAUUGAUGUAAAAUGGAUAUGGAAGCGGCUAUAGAGUGUGUUUUACGACUUGGAAAAGUGUUUGAGAUUAUUUGAAUCGAAUUUGAAGGGUUAGAGCUGACCUUAUUUUAGGUAGAGGAGAAUGAUUUUUUUGAUGGAUAAAUUAAUUUUUAAUGCGAAUAAGGUUGAUGUCUGAGUUUAGUGGGCUGCGAUCGUCGUAUUUUACAAUUUGCGAGCUUUUUUGACCAUAUUUUGAUCUAAUUUGAAGAGCUGGAGCUUAUAUUAUUUUAGACAUAAGAGGGUAAAUUUCAAAGCGAUAAAUGGGCCCAAACGAAGCGAAAUAUUGUUCUAUAGCUCUGUUGAGCAGGGGUGGUCAGCGGACCCUAUUUUUCCGAUUUUCGGCCCGCGGCCCGGCCCGUCUAAUUGGCCGGCCCGGCCCGUCUAGUCUUUUUCCAGGCCCGGCCCGUGACGGGCCCGGCGCGGCCCGUGCAGGCCCGUCUAUAGAGGGUUCUGCGAACUGCGCCCAGGCUCGGGAUCUAAACUGAGGCAAAAAAGGCGUUGAUCUAGCUAGUAAAGGAUCAAUGUGAUAGUUUUGUGGUUCUAUAAUUGAACUAUAGACUUGUAAACGUUUUAGAACUUGAAAAACAGCAACUAUAACAACAUCAAUUAAUUUUCCCGGCGCGAAAACAAUGAAUGCCAACGGUUUGGCAUUGUAUUUUAGACGGGCCGGGCCGGAAAAAACUCCAGGCCCGGCCCGGCCCGUGACGGGCCCGGCCCGUUUGUCAAUUUCCAUUUUUGAGGCCGGCCGGCCCGUUUGGGCCGGGCCAGCCCGGCCCGCUGACCACCCCUGCUGUUGAGGAAUGUUAUUUAUUAUUUUACGCUUUGAUAGCGUUUUCGGUUCUGUUUUCGGACCUAUUUUUAGCAUCUUCUCCUGACCUUGUUUUAGGUAUAAAAUAUUUAAUAAACUGACGCAGAAGCUUGAAAAAGGACAUUAAUACGUCGCCAUGGGAUGCCACGUAUUUUACAAUCAAAAAAAUUCCAAGAUUUUCACUUCCACGAUAUUUUUUUUCAUUUUUUAGCCAAAAUCCGACGUAAAAGUCCGUCAGAUCGCCAGAUAUCAGCGGCACGGCGAUGUUUCCGUCGACAAUCUGCAUCCGGAGAUCAGAAGCUUGACGAUCGAAGAGCUGCUGACUCCCACACACAAAGGUCAAGUGCUUUUGGCCAUGUUGGAAGCGAAUUUACCACUGGAUUCGGCGGAUUGCGCAAAAUUGGCGCUGAUGAUCAGAGAACCGAUUAUGAAACAUGCUGAAACGUGAGUUUAAUUUUUUUUUUAUACAGUUUUUCUGGGUUUAGGAAGAGCUGGACAUGUUUUUUGAGUGAACUUUGAGAUUUCCAAAAAAUUUCCGAGAAAAAAUUGAUGAUUCUUUUUUAAAUUUUUUGUUGGAUUUUGAAAAUUGAGGGGUUAUAAGACUUCUCUGAAAAUUUUUGAUCACGUUUUGCAAAAAUAAUGGAGUUACAAGCAUUUUAAAUUUCAAAAAAUGAGAUUUCAAACCAUCGUAUCUCCGAGGGUUCUGAAAAAUUUUUUCUGAAAUUUUUACAACUCGCUUAGAAUUCUAUGACCUUCAUUUACGCCAAAUUUCAUCCAAAUCCGAGAGAAAAAUUUGAAAAUUGCCUGAGGGAAAAUUUUGAAAUUUUCAAAAAUUUCCCAAAAAAAUCGAUUUUCAGACCCAACCGACCAAGCCGAGUGGAACUCCGCGCCUAUUUUCAACACUUACUGGGACGAUUUACCCAACUGGAGAUGACCGAUUUCGUCUGUAAUCGCAAACAGGUCCAUGGCCACUUGGAAAAAAGCAUUCGGAACGCGAAGAGAGUGAUAAACAAGAAGGCGGCGAGAAGGCAGAUGGUGAUCCUGAGAAAUGCCGCCGUUCAGGCGCAGAACACCGCCAGCGACAAGGUUUUGGUGGUGAGUUUUGAGUUAUUGCAGCGAGGGAAAGACUUGACACAUUUUUUGGGGAAUUUGAAGGAAAUGUUGAUUUCAAGGGGUGUGGUUGUAGAAAAUGGUGGAAAAAUUAUAGACGGCGGUGUUUAGAGUUGUAAAAUACGCGGGAGGAAAUUUUUUGAGUGGUUUUGGUGAAUUUUGGGUCAUGUGUUUCACUGAUGGAUCAAGUGUAAUAUAGGCGAUGUGAAAAUAAAAAUUGUGAUUGAAAAUGGUAAUGUAGACUUGAUUUGACACGUUGGGAAUGUUAAUUUGAAUUUAAAAUUGAGCUUCCGCUAUUUUUGAGGUUUGGGUCAAGUCUUCCCCUCAUAUAUUUUUUCGAUUUUUACACUAUAAGUGAAGAAAUAGAUGGUGAGAAUAAGUUAUUUGUGUAAAAUACGAAGUCUCCUUCUUUACUGUCGUUCUCCAAGAGCUCUGAAAGAAUUUUGGGUCAAGUGUUUCUCUGAAUUUUCAAAUUUCAGCUACCCGACCUCACAACAAUCCAGCUUCCCUCCACCAUCAAUUUGAACUCCAAACUAGAAACAAAGAAGCGUGCAGAUCUUCUGAAAAAGAAAUAUAGCCAUUACAAAACGAUUUAUUCGCCAACUGUUUUCAAGAAAGUCCCGGGAAUUGGCUUGGUCGAAGCUGGAUCCGCUCUACCUGGAGAAGUCCGAGAAGUUGCUUUUAGACCCCAUGGAAAUACGAAAUUGAAUGGAAUUCGACUUGGGCGAGUUGGAAAGCCAGGAAUUCAAAAAUCGACGGAAGAUUUGGACGAAGACGUAAAAGAAGAAGAAAAUAUGGACGAAAAAGUUGCUAAAGAAGAGAAAGAAACUUUAGUGAGUCGUCUUAGAGAGUUAUAAUGGUUGGGAUACUGUAUUUUAAUGAUUUUUCGAUGAGUGUAAGACUUGACCCAAAAUCGAUUUUUUGGGUCAAGUGUCUCUCGCAGAGGGUAUGUUUACUUUCUGUGGGUCUGAAAUAAAAUGUUUUUGUAAAAUACGGGUUAGUUUUGUAUCAUUUAAUUAUUUUUGAGUCAAGUGUUUUCCUCAAAAAAAAUUUGCCGGGAUUCCAAAUUUUUCAUCAAAAAGAUGUGGAAGGGAUAAAUUAUGAGCUUCUCAUGCCGCUAGUUCAUUUUCGAAUUUUCAGAUGACCAGCAAAAUCCCUGUGGAAAGCUACGAUCUUCACGAAAAUCUGAAGGAAAUGUCGAUUCAAAGCCUGCUCGGAUCCACGUUGCCCGGCCGAAUCCUCCUGCAUCAGAUUGAAGACGAGUCCAUUGAGCUCAAGAAACAAGAACUCACCGAGUUCUGCAAGUAUAUUCGAGAUCCGUUGAUGCGAUUUUGCGAACGGUCGUAUUAUCCAAGACGCCAUGAAAUGAGAGCUUUUCUCAUCCAUUUGUUUGAACCAUACCCCAAAAUGAUGAACUAUUUGGUGAGUUGGGAGAUAGGAAAUGGGGUUGAGAGAUGUUUCAUGGAAGUUUAGGGGGAUUAGAAGGAUUUGGGACAUUUUAUACGAUGAAAGGUGUUUGGAGAAGGAAAAAAUGCGGUUUAUUGGGUAGUUAGUUGUGUAAUAGGUCAAGAAAUGUUUUGUAAAAUACGCUACACAAUAAUGGACACGUUUUUUGGGAGUGGGAUAUGUUAUACGAUGAAAGAUGUGUGGAUUUAAAAUGCAUAAUUCUUAUGCUUUUUAAUGGUAGCUUAAAAAAAUAAGAUGCGAAAUGACUUGUAAAAUACUCUAGAGUUUUCUUAGACUUCACGUUUUUUCCAAUUUUGGCCAUUUUAUACGGUGAAAAAUGUCUGAAAGUUUGAAGAUUGUUUUUUAAUGUUUCAUCGUAUAAAAUGUCUCCUACGCCUGAAAUAUAACCAGACUAGAGAGCUAACGAGAUUUUGACAGAAAUUUUUUCUUAUUCGACAAGCUUAAAGUUAUAUUGUACAUUUUUCAGAGGGACCUGGUAUGCGAUAAGAAGCAGAUCCUCGGAAUCCUGGAGGAUAACAUCCAUUGUGUUCGACGUCGUCUCCGUGGAAAAGGAGCUUUGCCCCCGCCAGCGCUUGAACCAAAUCUGAAUAAAACUUUUGUUGGUCAAGGUGAAGAUGAACAAGGGCCGGCAGAGCCGAUUGAAGAUGAUUAUGAGACGGCGAACCCGACCAGCAUGCUCCUACAAGCGACUAUGAACGCUAUCAGCAUGCAGGAACAAGCUCAAACGGAAAAAUAG
Bursaphelenchus xylophilus (pine wood nematode) is the source of this 7124-nucleotide messenger RNA. The record is from the annotation of a GenBank genome assembly. NCBI's taxonomy places the organism in Eukaryota, Metazoa, Nematoda, Chromadorea, Rhabditida, Aphelenchoididae.